UUUGUGGCGGAGCACUUGCAUGCCUCCAUCAUUCUUCAGCGCAGCCAGUCAAACUACAACAGACGGACACACAGAUCUCCUGAAUUUUGGGCACAGAAAACCUGAACCAAAACAAACUCAGUUGUUCUCUGAAGCAAAGCAAUCAAACAGUACUAAACAAUCCAAAUCCAUGUCUCUCUUUAGAAAUCUAAUUCAACUCUCUACUUCCAAAUCCAAACCUCUCUUACAAAACCCAAAUUUCCUCUUCACUUCACUCUCCCACUUCACCACCGACACGCCGACGAGGUUUGCUGGCCUGGAGCCUACCAAGGGGGACGAGAAGCCCAGAGUGGUGGUGCUGGGCUCGGGUUGGGCGGGAUGUAGGCUAAUGAAAGGAAUUGACACUGAUUUGUACGAUGUCGUAUGCGUGUCGCCGAGAAACCACAUGGUUUUCACCCCUCUGUUAGCUUCCACGUGUGUUGGGACUUUGGAGUUUAGGUCCGUGGCUGAACCCAUUGGUCGGAUCCAACCUGCCAUAUCGAAAGCACCUGGGUCUUACUUUUUUCUUGCGAAUUGUACUAGCCUUGAUACAGAGAAACAAAUGGUGCAUUGUGAGACUGUUACGGAUGGAUUGGACACAGUCGAUCCAUGGAGGUUUAAAAUUUCGUAUGAUAAGUUAGUAAUUGCACUGGGAGCAGAAGCAUCGACCUUUGGAAUUCGUGGCGUGAAAGAGCAUGCAAUAUUUCUUAGAGAAGUUCACCAUGCUCAGGAAAUCCGCAGGAAGCUACUACUCAACUUGAUGCUGUCUGAUAUGCCUGGUCUUUCAGAAGAAGAGAAGAGCAGAUUAUUACAUUGUGUUGUUGUAGGAGGUGGUCCCACGGGAGUUGAAUUCAGUGGUGAACUCAGCGAUUUUAUCUUGAAAGAUGUUCGUCAAACAUACGCGCAUGUGAAAGAUUACAUACAUGUUACUUUGAUUGAGGCAAAUGAGAUCUUGUCUUCCUUUGAUGAUAGCCUCCGUCGCUAUGCUACUAAGCAGUUGACAAAGUCAGGAGUUCAUCUUGUCCGUGGGAUUGUCAAGGAUGUUAAACCGCAGAAGCUAAUUCUAACCGAUGGCACAGAGGUUCCAUAUGGUCUGUUGGUGUGGUCUACAGGUGUUGGCCCCUCAUCAUUUGUAAAAUCUCUGGAACUUUCCAAGUCUCCUGGUGGACGGAUUGGUAUUGAUGAGUGGCUGCGAGUUCCUUCAGUGCCAGAUGUGUUUGCAAUUGGUGACUGCAGUGGGUUUCUUGAAAGUACUGGCAAACCAGUUCUUCCCGCGUUGGCUCAGGUGGCAGAGCGUCAAGGAAAAUAUCUUGCAAAUCUAUUGAAUAAAAUUGGUAAAGAUGGUGGAGGGCGCAGAACCAGUGGUGAAGAAGUAGAAUUAGGGGAUCCAUUUGUUUACAGGCAUCUGGGAAGCAUGGCAACUAUCGGUCGCUACAAGGCGCUUGUGGAUCUUAGACAGAGCAAAGAGGCAAAAGGAUUAGCUCUGAAAGGAUUUGCGAGUUGGUUUAUAUGGCGUUCUGCAUAUCUGACACGUGUUAUAAGCUGGAGGAAUAGGUUCUAUGUGGCUAUUAACUGGGCUACAACAUUUGUCUUUGGCCGUGAUAUAAGCAGAAUAUAGCGCUGAAGAGAGGCACAGAUUGCAUGCCAGGUUGCAGGCAUGCCAUCAGACUGCAGUUUUUCAGGUUCUUGAGAAACCUCCAUUCAUUUGGAAGGGAGGGAUUGAAUAAUUCAAGGAUACCAUGGUCAGGCCUCACAGCAUAAAAUGUGUUCACGUCAGAUUUUUUCUUAUCCUCGUAGUAGCCUCAUACUUGAUUCCUUCUCCCUGAAUCUGCUAGUAACUUUGAGGGCUGCUCUCUCCGGAUCGGAUUUGUAUAGUUCUUUUAUAAGGAUAUGUCGAAGUGUUUUUUUGUACAUUCAUUUCACAGCUUUAAAGAAUUUGAAAUUAA
Molecule: messenger RNA, 1964 nt
Organism: Populus nigra (black poplar)
Lineage: Eukaryota; Viridiplantae; Streptophyta; Magnoliopsida; Malpighiales; Salicaceae
Product: internal alternative NAD(P)H-ubiquinone oxidoreductase A2, mitochondrial-like
Exons: 9
Coding region: 20-1636 (538 amino acids)
Molecular function (GO): NADH dehydrogenase activity
Source: RefSeq, a predicted model, not a curated record